AUGAAUGAUGAUGACGGUGACAGCAGGCUGCGUGGGUCGCCUUCCAAAAAUGUUUUCAAAAGAUUGAGCACCUCCCCUGUAAAGAAAAUGUCUACAAACCUUAAUAAAAGUGGGAUCAGGGCAUCACCACUGCGACGCAAGCCCAACUGGGACCACACCAUAGGCUUUCAAACAACUCCCAAGAGAUUGAAGUCUCCACCGUAUCUUCAGAGCUUCGAGCGCUCCGCUGGCACGGUGAGCGUCGAUCGCGUUCACUUUAGCAAUGAUCCAAACGACGAGUCAAUCAAGCUCUCCUUUCCAACCUCUCCCGUGCGAACUACAUAUGGAAACUCUGUCGCACCUGGCGGUGACGGAUCCUUGAGUAGAAUUAGGUCAAGAUUCAGCGGCGGCCAAAGGUCGCCAUCUAAAGCAUUAGACAGCGCUAGAUCCACCAAAAGCUUGCAAGCACUUUCAAAAUCUACACGUAAUUUGCUACCCGAACUUCAGGAGCAUGAUAGUGAGAUUAACCACAUCACCGCUGUCGAGGACAAUUCCCCCAAUAUCACGAGGCAGAAUACAUUGUUAAACUCUGCACUACCUCCCAACCGGGACCGACCAAACUUUAAAAUCAAGAAACCACAUUCGCCGCAUCGCCACAAAACUGUGAAAUUCGAGCCCAUUACUAACGAAAAAGAAAUAAAAGAACAACUAACAAAUAUCUCAGCUUUAUUAGCUAAAGUUAUGGAGCGACAAGACCAGCUUGAGGCUAAAUUAAACUCUAUAGGUCAUGGCUAG
Lachancea dasiensis is the source of this 774-nucleotide messenger RNA. Lineage: Eukaryota; Fungi; Ascomycota; Saccharomycetes; Saccharomycetales; Saccharomycetaceae. The record is from the annotation of a GenBank genome assembly.